AUGCCGCUGCCCGUCCAGGUCUUUAACUUGCAGGUACAGGGCAAAUCUGUGUUAGGGCUCGGAGGCUUGGAAGGUCGGGACAGGAUGAGGAAUAGUUCAGUAUCCAGUUCAGCUUCUUCAUCAGUGGCAGAUCUGACAGGUCACACCUCUUCCUCUCGAGUACAGCUUGAAGUGCAGGAGAAUUCAGCUUUGAGUGCCAGUUUAGUAGCUUACUCUGCAUUUGACCUCAUUUUGCUGUUCCAGGGUGCAGUUGAGCCGAUGCAGAUUGACGUGGAUCCACAAGAAGAUCAGCAAAAUGCACCUGAUAUCAACUAUGUGGUGGAGAACCCCACUCUGGACUUGGAGCAGUAUGCCUCCAGCUACAGCGGGCUGAUGCGGAUCGAGCGGCUGCAGUUCAUUGCUGAUCACUGCCCACAGCUGCGGGUGGAAGCUCUCAAGAUGGCACUGUCAUUUGUCCAGAGAACUUUCAACGUUGAUGUGUAUGAAGAAAUCCACAGGAAGUUGUCUGAGGCCACCAGAGAACUGCAGAAUACACCUGAUGCUGUCCCUGACAGUGGAAUUGAACCCCCUCCUCUUGACACAGCUUGGGUGGAAGCUACACGCAAGAAAGCUCUUCUUAAACUGGAGAAACUCGACACAGAUCUGAAAAAUUACAAAGGGAACUCCAUCAAGGAGAGUAUCAGGAGAGGCCAUGAUGACCUGGGUGACCACUACCUUGACUGUGGGGACCUCAGCAACGCUCUCAAGUGUUACUCUCGAGCCCGUGAUUACUGCACCAGUGCUAAACACGUUAUCAACAUGUGUCUGAAUGUCAUCAAGGUCAGUGUCUACCUCCAGAAUUGGUCUCAUGUUCUGAGCUAUGUAAGCAAGGCUGAGUCUACACCAGAAAUUGCAGAACAAAGAGGGGAAAGAGACAGCCAGACACAAGCAAUUCUCACCAAACUGAAAUGUGCAGCAGGCUUGGCAGAACUGGCUGCUCGGAAGUACAAACAGGCAGCAAAGUGCUUCUUGUUGGCAUCAUUUGAUCACUGUGAUUUCCCUGAGCUGUUAUCUCCUAGCAAUGUGGCUGUCUAUGGUGGUCUCUGUGCCCUUGCUACCUUUGACCGUCAGGAACUACAACGAAAUGUUAUCUCCAGCAGCUCCUUCAAAUUAUUUUUGGAGCUGGAGCCACAGGUUCGUGAUAUCAUCUUCAAGUUUUAUGAAUCUAAAUAUGCUUCGUGCCUGAAGAUGCUGGAUGAGAUGAAGGACAACCUGCUGCUGGAUAUGUACCUUGCGCCUCACGUCAGGACGCUUUAUACCCAGAUUCGAAAUCGUGCCCUUAUCCAGUACUUCAGCCCCUACGUGUCAGCAGAUAUGCGCAAGAUGGCCACUGCCUUCAAUACCACAGUGGCUGCUCUGGAAGAUGAACUUACUCAGCUGAUCCUGGAGGGACUGAUCAAUGCCAGAAUAGACUCUCACAGUAAGAUUCUUUAUGCUCGAGACGUAGAUCAGCGCAGCACAACCUUCGAGAAGUCUUUGCUGAUGGGCAAAGAGUUCCAGCGCCGUGCCAAAGCCAUGAUCCUGCGAGCCGCUGUCCUGCGCAACCAGAUACACGUCAAGUCUCCUCCAAGAGAGGGUAGCCAAGGGGAGCUCACUCCAGCUAACAGCCAGUCCAGGAUGAGCACCAACAUGUGAAAAACUUCAUGCACUACCAAAAGAAAUGGUCCCUCCAGGACUGUACCCAGUGUCUCACCCACUAACUGCUGAGCUUCACAAACUCUCCCUGUCUCCCUCACUUCUUGCUUGGAUUCAGAGGGUCAGGGCUGAU
This is a messenger RNA of Indicator indicator, 1807 nucleotides long. It is a transcript of the gene GPS1, whose product is annotated as G protein pathway suppressor 1. Lineage: Eukaryota; Metazoa; Chordata; Aves; Piciformes; Indicatoridae. The transcript has 15 exons. Gene Ontology annotation, cellular component: COP9 signalosome. The record is from RefSeq and is a predicted model, not a curated record. Bases 1 to 1674 code for a protein of 557 amino acids.